Soboliphyme baturini is the source of this 558-nucleotide messenger RNA. Lineage: Eukaryota; Metazoa; Nematoda; Enoplea; Dioctophymatida; Soboliphymatidae. The record is from the annotation of a GenBank genome assembly.
AUGGCUGGCAUGUUUCCGUUUAAACACCCUUUCUGGUCAGGCAGCGAUUACUGGGACUGGCCAGCGAGCAGUCGCAUCUUCGACCAGCAGUUCGCGCUGGAGCCAGUUCGCGACCUGCUCAGAGACCCGUUCUUCGACAUGAGCACACAUUUCUCGCCGUACUGGAUGCGUCCUCGUCGUGUCGACCGCAUCCCUUCGUCGCCGGAUGACAUCAAAGGCGUUUCUGAGGUGAAGAACGAGCCCCAGAAGUUUACCGUCAACAUGGACGUGUCGCAGUUUCUGCCAGAGGAGCUUAAAAUCAAAACUGUUGACAACAUGGUGGUGAUCGACGGCAAACAUGACGAGAAGAUGGAUGAGCACGGCUUCAUCAGCCGAUCGUUCACCAGGAAGUACAUUUUGCCGAAGGAGGUGGACCCGGAAACCGUUGUGUCCAGAUUGAGUCCAAAAGGUGUGCUGACCAUCGAAGCACCAAAGAAGGCCAUCGCUGACAAACCUACGGAAAGAACCGUUCCAAUUCACGUUUCCUCUCAGCCCGCCGUCGAAGCGAAGGAUCAGUAA